AGAGAGAGAGAGAGAGAGGAAGGAAGGGAGAAAGACAGAGUCGGUGUGUAUGAGCGGCUGUGCUGAAGCGAUGCUGCUUUGAACACACUGUACCUUUCAUCUAAACACUGCACUUCACACUGAACCUGCACUUCACGGACUCCAUCAGCUGUCCUACACUGUAAUGCUCUGACAGACUGUUUCUACAUCCAGCCUCAAGAUGAAUGUGAAUAGCUUAUUAAACAAAUGGACUCAGAUCCACAGGAUGUGUGAAGUGGACGUGUCGUCUGAACCGAGCAGUCCAACGCUGUACAGCGAGUCAGCAGAUGCGUAUUACCACGUGGACCGCUGGCAGAAGCUGCGCACAGCCGUGAGGAAACUCGAGUUCUGGGAGAACUUCAGCCAUGAACUUAUCGGGAGUGGCUUCUUCUCCAAAGUCUAUAAGGUGAUACACAACAACACGCACAAGGUGAUGGUGGUGAAGAUUUAUAAAAAUGACGUGGAUCAGGACAGCAUCGUCAGAGAAAUCAGCCUCUUACAGAAACUUUCUCACCCCAACAUAGUCAGGUAUCUUGGUAUCUGUGUGAAAGAAGACAAGCUGUAUCCCAUUCUAGAGUAUGUUAGCGGAGGCUGUCUGGAGGAACUGCUAGCUCGGAAAGAUGUUCCUCUGUGCUGGAGGGAAAAAGUAGACCUGGCCUCAGACAUCACCAGAGGAAUGAUCUACCUCCACUACAAGAACAUCUAUCACAGAGAUCUCAACUCCAAGAACUGUUUGAUAAGGGUGACAGCCCGAGGCAGAGAGGCUUUGGUCACAGACUUUGGUUUGGCCAGGGAAGUAGUCGAACUUCCUGCCAAAGACAGGAAGCUGUCACUAGUGGGUUCAGCCUUCUGGAUGGCACCAGAGAUGCUGCGUGGAGAACCUUACGACCGCAAGGUCGAUGUGUUCUCCUUUGGGAUAGUAUUGUGUGAAAUCUUGGCCAGAAUCCCAGCAGAUCCAGAAAUACUUCCAAGAACUCAGGACUACGGCUUGGACACCUCUGCAUUCAAGAUGAUGGCUACUGGAUGUCCACAGCGUGUACUCGACCUGGCAGCUAACUGCUGUUUGAUAGAGGCAUUCCGGAGGCCAUCGUUCACCGAGGUGCUGGAUGAGCUGUCGGAGAUCGCAGAGACGCUGGAGCCGCCUACACACACAGAGCUGAUGACUGGCUGAGCUUCAUCAUACACACCAGUCCUACAGAGAAUACUGCAUGCUUCUGUACAUACACCUGAGCGUCCGAGCAAAAUCUCUCACAGAAUCCAGCCAGACAGGCGGGAAAAGACAGAGCUGUGAGCCAGACUGGCAUUGUUAAUGAGGUGCACAAUAUUCUCAGAGUUCCACUGCUGACCUAAAAUCAGUUCCAUACAGUCAUGCAGAAAUAUCAGAGCUGCUGCUAAAUGGACUUACAUAUAUAUCACCAAAUUCAGAUUAUAUUUCAUGGACAGUAUGUUCUAAUUUGAUCUUUUCUUCAGUGUGUAAAAUUUUUCGAGCAUUAAUCAGUCACAGUUUUGGGACCUGCUGUUUUGCACAGGUUUCUACCUCUUAUUUUAUUAUAAUCCGGACCUGGAGGAUUACAGCCAGAAAUGAUGAUGAUGAUGAUGGUGGUGAUGAUGAUGAUAUUUCUCCAUCGAUUCAGGCGAAAGGGGGAAUCUAUUUGAUAUUUUUGUAAAUUUUUGUACAUAAAAAAAAAGUCAUGUAUAUACGUUAAGUAUUUUGGUACACAAUCCUCCAUACUGUAUUUGUAUUUUGCUUCUUGCCUUUUAUUAUAGUGUGCUUGUGUAAAAUAGUUCUUAUAUAAUACGAGAAGUUAUACAAACAUGACUUCCUACCUAGUGAGGUGUGCUUUUAGUGCAGGAAAUCUCCUGCUUCCUGAAAGGAAGACCAUUUAGACACACUUUCAUUCCCACCAGCGUUUGUGUUUUCUUACCCAGUAGGUCAAUCCAUGUUUGUUAGAAGAAUCAAGACUCAACAGGAUAAAAACUGUGCUAGAUUUUCCCUCUUGUUGUUUGUGUAGCACCUUAUUGAUCAUCUCAGCUCCCUAUUUUAUUUUUAUAAUGUAUUAAGUAUAUUCAUUUUUUUCUUGAAUGAGGAAGUCUUUGCUUUAUGAAUAUUGCACAAUAUUAAAUGUAUAAAUUAUAUACAGACAUGGCCAAAACUAUUGGCACCCUUCUGUUUUAUCCAGACAGUGAAAAGUGUUGAAAUUAAAAGAUCUUUUUGUCAUCUAUACAUGCAUAUUUGGUUUGCAGUGAUUUAAGAGGAACUGAAUUUUUACUUUUUUACUGUCUACAGUGUGGACGUUGCUAAAUGACCUGGAUAAUAUUACUUACAUAUAUUCAUAUUAAUUCAUUAUGUAUUUGUUAAGAUCCUGUUACAUAAAAUCCCUUGCUUACAAAGGUCCAUAUAAGCAACUACAAUGAAUAAAUGGUGAGAACAGUUACCCUUUAAUGCUUAACCAUUAGUGAUUAUUCCAUGUCUCUAAAUCAAAUUGAAGUGGUCAUGUUUGGUUUCAUAGUGCUGCUUCACAUUCCCACAUUUGACUAGCUAACCUUCAAACGUCAAACAAUUUUCAACAGUUUCAAGUCACACCAUUUGUCGUUGUCAGAAAUGGAUAAAAAAAAGUUAUCCUUUAAUAAAUUUACAAAUUGUAAUCAUUAGCAAAUUGCUACGGUAUAAGAGGAAUAAAGUGAAGUGACAUGACAUGUGGCCAAGUAUGAUGGCCCAUACUUGGAAUUUGUGCUCUGCAUUUAAUCCAUCCAAGUGCACACACACAGUAGUGAACACACACCUGGAGCAGUGGGCAGCUUUUCUUGCUGCAGCGCCCGGAGAGCAGUUUGGGGUUCGGUGCCUUGCUCGAGGGUCUCACCUCAGUUGUGGUAUUGAGGGUGGGAGAGAGCACUAGUCAUUCACUCCCCCCACCUACAAUCCCUGCCAGACCUGAGACUCAAACCCACAACCUUUGGGUUACAAGUCCA
Pangasianodon hypophthalmus (striped catfish) is the source of this 2988-nucleotide messenger RNA. RefSeq names its product PKc_LIMK_like_unk domain-containing protein. Gene Ontology annotation, cellular component: nucleus; cytoplasm. The transcript is spliced from 10 exons. The record is from RefSeq and is a predicted model, not a curated record. Gene Ontology annotation, molecular function: protein serine/threonine kinase activity; ATP binding. Gene Ontology annotation, biological process: actin cytoskeleton organization; protein phosphorylation. NCBI's taxonomy places the organism in Eukaryota, Metazoa, Chordata, Actinopteri, Siluriformes, Pangasiidae. The coding region runs from base 200 to 1189 and encodes 329 amino acids.